AUGGGUGUAAACCGUCGUCCUCCACCAGCAUAUACUGCUCCGCCAGAAUCUACAGUCCAUGCUUCUUCCGAAGUCUACAGAGCCAUCUCAAACACAGCCUCGGACGCCUCUCAGAGAACCCUAGAGACAUCUUUCACCAUUCGUCCAUGCUCUGGACAAGCAUGGGUUGUACCGGCUGGCCAUGUUUGUCGUCUGACUACCCCAAAGGGCCCUCAAGUGGGUGAUCUGAACAUAUGGAAUGCAAACAAUCCCAGAGAGCGACUUUGGGCAGCGCGCACCCGUCAAAUUCAUGCCUCCCACGUAUCUGUUGGAGACCGUCUUUGGUCCAAUCUUCCAUACCUCCGGCCGCUCGUUACCAUCACGGGUGAUUCACUCGGAGGUGGACAGUUGCAUGAAGUGCUUGAUGCAGAGGGUAAACGGACAAAGGGCUUUGGAACGACUCAAUGGGGAGGACGAGUCCAUGAUCUUCUGGGUACCCGAUGCGAUCCCUAUGUGAAUUUGCUGAUGGGUGGCGAGUCAUUCGACUUCCAUUGUCAUUCGAAUCUGACCCGCUCUGUACUCCCGUACGGAUUGACAGAGCUUGAUGUGCACGACGUUCUGAAUGUGUUCCAGGUAACUGGGCUGGAUGAAGAAGGCAAAUACUUCAUGGAAACUUCCCCGGCGAGGCCAGGAGAGUAUUUCGAGUUCUUCGCUGAGGUCGAUGUUUUGUGUGCACUCUCGGCGUGUCCUGGUGGUGAUUUGUCUAACUGGGGUUGGGAGGAAAAAGGUGAAAACAUGGGAGCCACUACCCGUCCGCUCGGGGUGGAAGUGUACAAAUUGACUGACCCCAAGGUCCUGGAGGACUGGAAGGCGCCCGAACCUCCUAAGUACCGAGGAAUGCAUGGGUUGAUGAUGCCACCGCGUGAAAACGAUGGAUCAGGCUACUGUCUUUAUAUAAUUGGUAAAACAUUCAGUGAUAAGGGUGACACAAGUACCGCUCCCUACACUGGGAUGGACGAGAACCGAGAUUUCGAAAAAGGCGCUAUAGUACAGAAGAGUCUGGAAAAUGAUACACAGCAACCACACGAUGACGUAUACAAUGUCCGGCCCUGGAAUACUCCUUUGGAUAGACUCCAGAGUGCGGUAAGCACACUGGGCGAGGCCGAUGAGGACCCCGGCCUACGCAGGCCAGGAGAUUACAAACAACCUCAGGCUUUCGGAGGAAGAAUGCUUCUCUGGCUCGCCUAUCAGUCAAUUGGUGUUAUAUACGGAGACAUUGGUACCAGUCCUCUUUAUGUUUACUCGUCAACAUUCAGUGAGGCACCCUCCCGUCAAGACCUCAUCGGGGUGCUCUCCAUAAUUAUCUGGAGCUUGAUCAUGAUGGUGACGGUCAAGUAUGUUUUAGUUAUUCUUCGAGCAGAUAAUGAUGGCGAAGGAGGUACAUUCAGCACAUAUUCCUUGCUGAGUCGUUAUAUGAACAUUACCCACCGUGACCCAAGAGAGGCUUCUCUUGUUCAAAUGAAAAGAUACUUGACGGAUGACCUUGAACCAACAAGCAGGCAUGUGCGCCAUCGACUUGAGUCAAGCAGCAUUGCCAAACGCCUCCUCAAAGUCAUGGGAGUAUUGGCGGUUACCAUGGUCAUUGCAGAUGGUCUCCUUACCCCAGCUCAAUCAGUGCUAGGUGCUGUUCAAGGGAUUGAAGUAGUAUCGCCCAACAUUUCGAAAGGCACCAUUAUCGGAGUUACCGAUGCUAUCCUGGUCGUGCUGUUCCUAAUUCAACCGCUUGGCAUUACCAAGCUUACAUUUGCCUUUGCACCUAUUGUCAUCAUAUGGCUCGGUUUCAACGCUGCUUUUGGCAUAUAUAACCUUGCAAAUUAUGACGCUGGUGUCUUCAUAGCAUUCAACCCUGGGUACGCCUUCAGUUUCCUGGCCCGAAAUGGCGAGGAAGGUUGGAGGAUGCUUAGUGGAACGUUGCUCGCUUUCACUGGUGUUGAGGCUCUCUUCGCAGAUAUCGGAGCCUUCAGCAGAAGAGCCAUACAGAUCAGCUGGCUAGGCUGCGCCUUUCCAUGCUUACUCUUGGCUUAUAUCGGACAAGCAGCGUAUAUAAGUGUACAUCCGGAAGCAUAUUCAAAUCCUUUUUUUAAAGCUGCACCACCGGGCACUGUCUAUCCUGCGUUGGUCAUUGCAAUUCUAGCUGCUGUUGUUGCCUCUCAGGCCAUUAUAACAGCAACCUUUCAGCUCCUUACGCAAGUGAUGAAACUGUCGUACUUUCCGCAGAUUAAAGUCAUCCAUACCUCCGACAUCUUUCAUGGCCAGCUUUACAUCCCAAUAGCGAAUUGGCUUCUUAUGGUUGGUACAAUACUUAUAGCUUCCAUCUACAACAAUACGACAUCUCUGGGUAACGCAUACGGUGUCUGUGUCAUGUUUGUCACGUUCUUUGAUACA
Messenger RNA from Aspergillus nomiae NRRL 13137, 2424 nucleotides. RefSeq lists its product as uncharacterized. NCBI's taxonomy places the organism in Eukaryota, Fungi, Ascomycota, Eurotiomycetes, Eurotiales, Aspergillaceae. Gene Ontology annotation, cellular component: membrane. Gene Ontology annotation, molecular function: potassium ion transmembrane transporter activity. The record is from RefSeq and is a predicted model, not a curated record. Gene Ontology annotation, biological process: potassium ion transmembrane transport. The transcript is spliced from 8 exons. The annotation marks the transcript as partial.